UCACAUGUCAUUUUUGAAGAUUACUAUUUGUGUUUAUCUAUACAGAAGGGAUUUGUCUGCUCUCCCAUUUUUUUCAUUUUAUUCACAUUUUAUAACCUUUUUCUUUAAUCAAAUUUGUCCUUGCAUGUUCGCUUUCUUACACAAAAAAAAAAAUAAAUUUUUUUAAAAAUAAAUUUUCUUAAAGUUCGGCUGUCCUUUCUUUCCAAAUUUAAAUUAUUUUUACAUUACUGUCCAAUUAAAUCCAAAACUUCAGUUUCUUUUUCUCUUGGGGAUUUUCUAUAUUUUCUCUUUUAUUUAUUUCCUAAAAGCAUAUCUCCCUCCAAAACUGCCUUUUCCAACUUGGAUUACUUGGGGAGUAACCUUUUUUUCAAAUUUAUUGGCCACCCCUUUACAUUUACAUUAUAUAGCUGUCCACUAUUUCCUAUAUCACCCUAUUUUUUCGUAUUC
Messenger RNA from Meloidogyne enterolobii, 447 nucleotides. Lineage: Eukaryota; Metazoa; Nematoda; Chromadorea; Rhabditida; Meloidogynidae. The record is from the annotation of a GenBank genome assembly.